Molecule: messenger RNA, 852 nt
Organism: Oikopleura dioica
Lineage: Eukaryota; Metazoa; Chordata; Appendicularia; Copelata; Oikopleuridae
Source: the annotation of a GenBank genome assembly
AUGGGAAAAGAGAAUGAAGCAUUUGAUGAUGUCGAACUUGGUGAUAUUCCAAAAGCGGGAGCAGAAUUUCAGAACGAAGAAUUUCCCCUUCCACGGCUUAUGCCCUUUCUUAUCAAAGUUUCGCUAACAGUUUGCUUGCAAAUGUGCCUUCUUGGGGCGAUGACGUGCUGGAUCUUGUUUGAUUAUGGGACUGCUUGUUAUAUUUCCGAGAACUGGUGGUUGUACUGGGUCGUUAUUCUUGUCUUUCCCAUCGUGGCCUGUAUUAUGGCUUGCAGUGAUAAGCUCAUGCGGACAUCGCCAUUAAAUAUAAUUUCGUUGGUCGUUUUCAGCGUUUUGAUGGCGUUUAUGUUCGCAUUUCUUGCCGGAAUGUGGUCGACCGCUGGAAGUAACUGUAGCUACGAUGUAUUUUGCAAAGCUGAUGAAUAUGGUUGCUCAUAUGGAAGUAGUAGUUCCAAAUGUGAAGCCGUAGAAACUUGCGUUCAAGAUGCAUUCUCCGUAAUCGUGCCUGCUGGAAUCGGAACCGCGUCAAUUUUCUUUGUCAGCUUGAUUUUAACCGUUUGCGGCUUUGACAUCUUCAAUCAUAUGAAAAUCGUCAUCAUCAUCUAUUUCGUUCUUUCCUGGCCAAUCGGUCUUCUCGGAUGGUUCCUCUUCCCGAUUGAAAUUUACUGGGCAAUGCUUUGUGUCUUCGUUAUCUUCUGCGGGAGCGUUGGAAUUCUUUUUACACUCUCGCUGAUUGUCAACAACAAGUACGACUUUUCGCCCGAUGAGUGGGUUCGAGCAUCAAUGUACAUUUUCAUGCAGAUAGGAAGAAUUUUCAUCUACCUAAUCGCCAUCAUUGGUGGUUCAGACUAA